AUGGCGAGGCGUAAAUCACAAGUUUAUUUCUUUGGGCAUCAAAUUCGAACGCGCGAUGCCGUCGAUGCAGGAAUCAGGAUAUUUCCCAAGUCCGAGGAUGAUUACCGCAGGAUUAUUCGUCUCUUCAGGGAGGAAGAGGUGCCCCAUCACACUUUCCCUCUACCCUCGGAGAGGAACAUUCAUGCUGUAAUCAGAGGAGUACAUGCGACACUUUCGGAAAUUGAGAUCAAGGAAGAGUUGCAACAGAGGGGAUAUUCCCCCCUGCACAUAAUUCGCCUGAAACGCGGUGGCGGCGUGCCCAUGCCUUUGGUGGUAGUCAUACUGCCCAAGAUAGAAAAAUCUCAGCAGCUGUUCAACGAACACGAGCUGCUAGGUUUGGCUAUCCGAGUCGAAGUUCAAAAGAACUCAAGACUCAUCGGGCAGUGUCACCGCUGCCAAAAAUAUGAGCAUGCGCAAUCUUACUGCACUGUACCACCUAAAUGUCUAAAAUGUGCUUAUGACCACAUGACCCACUUAUGCCCUCAAACAGAACAAGAGGAACGAAAGUGCGCGAGCUGUGGAGGGGGGCAUCCAGCGAAUAGCCGAACUUGCAGAUUUGCCCCUAAGAAAAAUCUGCAAGUGAUAGCGCAAAGGCGCAAUGUAAGUUACGCGGAUGCAGCUAGGGAUGCAACCCGGGCUGCCCCCUCUGUGGGAUCUUCUGCGAACACGCAAAAUAUGGACCUGGCAACCGCGCUAAGGUCCUUACAGCAGAUCAUAGGUCCUCUGAUUAGCGCAACACAGGCUUUGCAGGCGAUCUUUCCUGCAAAUGGCUAG
This is a messenger RNA of Acanthoscelides obtectus, 813 nucleotides long. The record is from the annotation of a GenBank genome assembly. Lineage: Eukaryota; Metazoa; Arthropoda; Insecta; Coleoptera; Chrysomelidae.